Molecule: messenger RNA, 4926 nt
Organism: Closterium sp. Yama58-4
Lineage: Eukaryota; Viridiplantae; Streptophyta; Zygnematophyceae; Desmidiales; Closteriaceae
Source: the annotation of a GenBank genome assembly
AUGUUUAUUAAGCCUCUCGCCAGGAUGAGCGGAAAUCACGCUGACGUGGAGACGAAAGAGCUAGGCGAAGAUAAGACAACGCGGAAGGAGUCAGGGAGUAAAGGGCCGGAAAAAGGGGAUCAAGAAGCGGAGGAGAAGGGUGAGAAAGGAAGGGAGAAAGGUGAUAAAAGGGAGGUGGUGAAAGGCGAUAAGGGGGAGGCGGUGAAAGGCGAUAAAGGGGAGACGGUGAAAGGCGAUAAGGGGGAGGCGAUGAAAGGUGAUAAAGGGGAGACGGUGAAAGGUGAUAAAGGGGAAUCGUUGAAAAGUGAUAAGGGGGAGGCGGUGAAAGGUGAUAAGGUGGACUCGUUGAAAGGUGAUAAGGGGGAGAGAGAGGACAAGGAAGGAAAGGGAAAGAUCCCGAAGGAAAGGGGGAGAGGCGAAGAAGGUAAAGAGGGAGUGAAGCAAGGGAUGGAUGGGAAGGUGAUUGAUAUGGUUGGACUGGGGAAGACAACGAGCGAAGGCGCAAGGAAGGAGAAGGAGACGGGCGAAAUGAGGGGGAAAGGAGGGGAGGGAAAGGGGGAGGAGAAGGAGGGAAAGAAUUCGAAGGGAAAUGGGAAGGAGCGGGAGGAGGAUAGAAGGGAAGGGAAGGAGGAGAAGGAGAAAGGGGAGAAGAUGGAGGAGGAGAAGGAGAGGGUGGAAAAGGAGGGGAAGGAGAAGAAAGAGAAGAAGGAGAAGAGGGAGGAGGGGAAGGGAAGGGGAGGGAAGGAGGAUCUUCCGAAGGAAGGAAGCGAGACGAGGAAUAAGAGUGAGGAGGGGGAUGAGAAAAGAAAAAGGCAUGAGGUGAAGGAUAACGAGAGAAAAGAAGAGAAUGAGAGAAAAGAGGAGGAGGAGGGAGAGAUUGCUGCUGACGAGCACCAAAAGGGGAAGGAGAAAGAUAAAGGCGUCGAACCUGGCGAGGAAGGAGAGAUUGGGGAGGAAGAGAAUAAGAAAACUAAGGAGAAGGGGAAGGAAAGGAGGGAGGAGAAGAGGGAAGGGGAGAAGGGGAAGGAUGAGACAGGAGAGAUGAUUCGAGGCGACGAGAGGACAGAAAAGAGGGAGAAGAAAGAAGGAGAUGAAGAGGAGAGGAAGAAAGAGAGGAGAAAGAGGGAUGACAAGGACGAGGAGAGGCGGAAAGAGAGGAAGAGAGAGAGGAGGGAGGAAAGGAGAGCGGAGGAGAAAGGGGAGGGGAAGAGGAAGGAGAGGAAGACCGAGGAGGGGCAGGAUGUGAAGUCAAAAGAGAGGAAAGAGAAGAAGGAGAAGAGGGAGAAGGAAGAGAAGAGACAGAAGGAAGAGAAGAGAGAGAAGGAAGAGAAGAGAGAGAAGGAAGAUAAGAGGGAGAAGGAAGAGAAGAGGGAGAAGGAGGAGAAGAGAGAGAAGGGCAGUGAGCAGCCUCUGUUGAGCCCUGGAAACUCGGCAACCCCAGGCUUUAAGAGCCCUGAGCACUGUGUUAUGAGCCCGGAUCAAGGAGCAAAGCCCUUAGAAGAUGAGGUGAAAAGUCCUGAUGAGUUGAAAAGUUCGAAGGAGUUGAAAAGUCCAGAGGAUUCAAAGAGUCCUGGCGAUUUACAGAGUCCUCCGGAGAAACGGAGUCACAGUGGUCUAAGUCCAGGAAGAUUAGAGAGUCCUGGGGGUUUCAAGAGUCCUGAGAAGGAGAAGAGUCGUGGAGAAGGAGUUAAAAGCCCUGCUGUGGGAUUGAAGAAGGCAGAACAGCCGGCAGAAAGUGCAGAUCAGGUUAGAGGGAGUCUUGACGUGUCUGUGAAUAUGGACGGUUGCUCCAAAGGAAGCCCGGGUCAGUCUAUAGCGAGUAUGGCCAGUCCUGGGGUGAAUAGUCUGGAGGAGGGAGAGAGGAGAAGGAGUUUGGAAGGGCGGGGGGAGAAAAGUGAGGAAGGGAAGGAGGCGAAGAGGAAGAGGGAGGAGAGGGAUAAGGAGGAGAAGGAGAGGAGGAGAGAGGGGAAGAGGGAGGGGAAGAGGGAUGGGAGGGAUGAGAAAGAGGAGGCUAGGAGGGAGGAGAGGAAGGAGAGGAAGAGGAAGGAAAAGAGGGAGAGGAGGGAGGCGAGGAAGGGGGAAGGGAGGGAGGAGAAUAAGGGGAAGGGGAAAGGGGGUGAUGAUGAGAGAGGAGAUAAGGAAGAGGUGAAAGAGGGAAAGACUGUGGGGGAAAAGGAGGUGUUGAAGGAUAGUGACCAACAUAAGGAGGCCGAUGGGAAAGUGAGGGGGGAGAGGAGGGAGGGAGUUGGAGGAGAGGAGAAAGGAGGGACGGUGGAGAGCAGGGAAGAGAAAGCAGAGGAGAAAGGAAAGCAGGAAGGAGGGACGGCAGAAAGCAACAAGGUGACAGAAGAGGUGAAGGAGAAUGCAGGGAAUGCAGAGGAGAGGGCAGUCGAGAGGGCAGAGGAGAGAGGAAAUGAUAGGAGAGGUGAGAGGGUGGAGAAAGGAGAGACGGCGGAAAACAGAGAGGUGAAAGAAGAGGGAAAGGCGGAUGAGGAAGUAAAGGUGAAAGCAGACGAGAAGGUGGGGGAAACAGCAGCGACGAAAGCAGAAGAGAAAGCGAAGAAGGAAGCAAAGGCGGAGAAAGCAGAGCAGGAAGUGGCAGCAGCAGCAGCUCAACAGAGUGAAACGAAGGUUAGCUGUGGGGGGCAUGGGGAGGAGGGGCAGGGGAUGCGUGUAAAGGAAGGAGAGGUGACUUGCAAGUCGACCCAAGAGGAAAAGGGGAAGUUUGGAAAUGAAGGUGAGGUGUCGGCGAAGGAAGCAGCAGUGCAGAAGGCACGGGAUGGGGAUGGUCAGAGUCGUGAGCAUGCUGAGUUGAAGGCUAGCGAGAUUGUUUCGAAGGAAACAGCACCGCAGAAGCCAAGGGGUGAUGAUGGGCAGAGACAGGAGCAUGCUGACGGAAAGGAGGAGAGCAAGGAGCAUGGGAACGCGAGAAAGGAUGUUCAGAAGGAGUUGAAGGGAGAAGUGGGCUUGGAUGGUGAGGGGCGGGAGGUAAGAGAUGAGCCUGAGGGUGUGCUUUCAAAAGGGGGUGAUAGAGACGAAGGGAUGAAGGGGAUGGCAGAUGUGACAGCAGCGGGAGAGAGAGGGCAGAUAAAGGAAGGGGAGAAAAGAGAGGGGAGAGAUGAAGUGAGAGGGAGGGCAGGACGAAGCGAAGGAGAGACGGGAAAGGAGGAGAAGGAGGGAGAGUCAGUAAAGCUCCUCUCAGAUGCUGCAUCUGGUGGGGCUGUGGCUAUAACCUCAGAACUGGCGCCGCUAAUUGACAUGGCUCCCCCGGUGCUGCCGCCACGCGUGCGUGUGUCGAUCACUCUCACACCGGAGGAGGUGGAGGAGGAUUUUCUAGCAAUCACGGGGCAACCACCACCACAACUACCAAUGAAGAAGAGAAGGAAACUGGAGGCGGCAAACGGGUGGGUUGGCGUAGCCCCCCCAGGUAUGGACGAGCUCCUCCCUCUUGCAGCAGAACCUUCUGAACCUUCUGAGAAGCUUGCUCUCCCAAGCAGCAGCAACAGCAGGGGCAUGUAUCAGCAGGGUAUGGACCCGUCAGUGCCUUUCAACCGACCUUUUGACUCGAAACUGGAAGAGCCGAGGGGAGGAUUCGAGGAUAGAAAGGUUGACGGGUUUGGUAGGAGCCUUGAGGAGAGAAAUGGUAGGAAGGAGGGAGGGGAGGUGGGGGAAGGAGAGAGGGAGAGGGCGAGUGCUGGAGGCGAGGGGAAGAAGGAGAAGGGGGUGGAAGGAGAGGGGAUUGGGAAAAGGGACAAGGAGGGGAAGAAGAAAAAGAAGAAGAGGCAUGAGAAGGAUCGAGAAGGGAGAGUGGGGGAGAAAGGAGAGGAGAGAAAGGAGGGGAAGGGAGAGGGUAAGGUGGAAGGGAGGAAGGAAGAGAAGGGGGAGAGCAAGAGAGAAGGGAGGCAUGAAGGGGAGCAGAGGAGGGAGAAGAAGCUGAAGAAGCAUGGGAGAGUGGAGGGAGGGGAGGAGAGGAGGGAAGGUAGAUCGGCACAGGAGGAAGUAGGCAGGUUGAGAAUUUCUGCAGGAGCAGCAGGAGCAGAAACAGGAGAAGGAGAGGAGAGAGAGAAGGAGAAGGUUAAGCAUCAGGCAAAAGAGAAGGAGAGGGAGAGGUACCGAGAGAAGGAAAAGGAGAAAGAGAGGGAGAAGGAGAAGGAGAGAGAAAGGGAGAGAGAGAAGGAAAGGAGGCUUGUGGAUGUCGAUAGAACAGUGCUUGCUACUCUGGGAGCAGAGAAGCAAGCAGAGGAGCAGAGAGAGAAAGAGGGGGAGGAGGACGAGGAGGAGGAGAAGGAAGAGGAGGAGGUAGAGGAGGAGAGAGGUGAGGAGAAGAGGAGGGGUGGGCCUGGAAUUUGGCAGCGUCCCGACAAGAUUCGAGUAGGUGAGGAGAGAAUAGGUUCCCUUGUAAGGAGAGGAGAUAGAGGAGAAGCUAUUGUUGAGGGGCGGAUGGAGGAAGAGAGAAGAGAGGGGGCAGGCGAGCAGGGGAAUGGAGAGGCCAGGGGAGGGGAGAGGGAGAGGGAAGGUGGAGAGGAGAAGGGUGGGAGAGGGGAGAGGGAGAGGGGGAGGAGAGGGAAGGAGAGGGUGGAGGGAGGUUCGGGAGAAGGCUCGGACGAAGAAUCGGAGGAGGAUUUCCCUGGGGAUUAUCGGGAGGCUGGGUCUGCAGGGGGGGAAACAGGGGGAGGAGCAGGGGGAGCAGGGGGAGGAGCAGCAGGAGGAGCACCAGGGCACCCUGGGGUGCCUGGGGUGAUGGUUAUGAUCCCACCGGCGGAAAUCGUAUCGGAUUUUGUACAGAUCACGGGGAAUCCGCCCCCGCCGCCCAAGAAGGGUUACCACUACUGGCGAAACUUCAUCCCUUUUCAGUGCUUGGACGGCCUACCGAAGGGUCAUGAUUGGGCUAAGGGAUACCCCUGGCCUCUUGUUCCCAAGACAUGA